This is a messenger RNA of Esox lucius (northern pike), 733 nucleotides long. RefSeq names its product mitochondrial ribosomal protein L32 (gene mrpl32). Gene Ontology annotation, molecular function: structural constituent of ribosome. Lineage: Eukaryota; Metazoa; Chordata; Actinopteri; Esociformes; Esocidae. The record is from RefSeq and is marked provisional. Gene Ontology annotation, cellular component: mitochondrial large ribosomal subunit. Gene Ontology annotation, biological process: translation.
GCUGAUUCAAUGACCGUGAGCUGCGUGACAUGAGAAUAAGGCUAGGAUACAAACAUUUAAAAUGAGUUUGUCUGGUUUUGUGUGUUUUCUGAGACGCUCGUUGUUACAACUGGAAGGCCGGAUCGUACAGGCUACAGGGCUUGACAGACAGUUCGUCCCAGCAUUGGCUGUCCAUGGCCCGAACGCCCUUCCACAGACCCAAGAUGAGAGUGAAGAGACCACAGAACCCAGCUUCCUAGACCAUGUACUCUGGAUGGCUGCCCCAAAGAAGAGACGCACAAUUGAAAUCAAUAGGACAAGAAGAAGAUCGUCAGAAUUCAUGAUCAAAGUGAAGAACAACAUUGAGCCAUGUGUCGAGUGUGGCCACCUAAAGCAGAAGCACAUCCUGUGUGGAUUCUGUUACGAGAAGAUCAGGAAGGAGACUGCUAGGAUCCGAGGUCAGAUUCGCGCCAUGGAGGGUGGGCCUCUCAACACUCCAGCCCAGGAGACCGUGGUGCUGUAUGACAGCGAGAGUCCAGGGGAGGCCGACAAAAACAAGAGGAUAGUGGAGACGAGCAGAAAACGUCCAUCGUGGUUCAGUACCCACUGAGGUGGUUAUUGUCAGUGUGCAUAGUGUCUGGGAUCCUGUUCACACUCUCUCAAAAACCAAAACCAUCAUGUUUUUUUCCACAGUUAAACUGUCACAUAUCGUCAAACAAAAACUGUACCAGUGUUAAGAGAAUAAAUCUUUAUU